AUCCGCUGCAAAUCAAGUCCCUGCAUGCCGCAUGGGGGCUGUCCUCCCCAACAAAGCCACAAUUGACCGUUGGAGACUUCUUCCUCAAUGCUCAAAAGACUCCUGAGACAGCGUACGGACAAAGACGGAUGAAUAGUGAAAUCUCAUCCUUAGUAGAGUAGACAGCAAUGGUUCCUCCAAUCUCACACACCCCUGCAAAACUCAACUCUCAAGACAUGAAAGAGGAUGGCCAAGCCAAGAAGAUGCUAUUAUCUGAGUAUGAGCAAUCUAGGGAAGAAAGAAUCAAACAAAACCUUGAAAGAAUGCAAAAACUUGGGAUUUUUGAUCUUUCUCUCAAACUCAAGUCUCUCAAGCCUGCUCCCCCCAACCCCAACCCAUCCUGCACUCGCAGAAACCUUCGGCAUUUCUCCCCUUUGCCUCCUCCUGGGCCCAUUCGCCGCUCCUCAAGGCUGCGGAAUGGGACACCAGUUAGUUAUUCUGAAGUGCAUUUGACAAACGAAGAUAAACCCUUUGAAAAUGGGCUUGAUUUGCUGAGAGAGGAGGGUUCGAGACCAGAAGUUUAUACUGAAGAACAUGAGAAGUUGUUGGGCAGCACUGAGAUGAGCUGGACUCUUUUUGUGGAUGGAUUUGGAAAAGACGGAAAGCGUAUUUAUGAUCCAGUGAAUGGAAAGACCUGCCACCAGUGUAGGCAGAAAACUCUUGGUCAUCGCACUCACUGCAGCAACUGCAACAAGGUGCAGGGACAAUUCUGUGGAGAUUGUCUGUAUAUGAGAUAUGGGGAACAUGUGCUUGAAGCAAACCAGAACCCAAACUGGAUUUGCCCAGUAUGUCGUGCUAUUUGUAACUGUAGUUUAUGCCGUCAAUCAAAAGGGUGGCCUCCUACUGGCAGCCUUUAUAGGAAGAUUUCAAGUUUAGGUUUCAAGUCUGUCGCACAUUACCUCGUACAAACACGGCGCAAUUUAGCGACCAAUUCAGGAUUGGAAUGUCCUCAAUCUGAAGGCAAGAUGACUGACGAUUGCCUUGAUGAUGGUAAACAAGAGGAGAGCACAGACUCAUUAAACAAUAAAAACCAUGGCCACACCAAUGAGCUACCUGACAGUAUUGCUGGACGACUGAGGCAGAGGCGAAAAGCAGUCAAAGAGCAUGAGGAAGCAAUGUCAACAGGCAAAAAAAAUGGAACGGCGGACAUAAAGCAGAAAUUGAACAAUAAAAAUUCACCUCCGUCUAAAGCUGAAGCGACCGUAAACCAUUCAAAUUCGACCGCUCCAGAUGUCACACCAAUAGCAGUCACAGACAGUAUUGCUGGAAGACUAAGACAGAGGCGUAAUCAGGGCAACCAGUAUGAGGAGCAGAGGUCAGCGGGGGCAAAAGAUGGUAUUCCUGAUUUUAAAGCUGAAGCUUCUCUAAAUCAUACUAAUUCCGCUACUCCUCCAGAUGUUGCACCCAUAACACGAUCAAACUCCAACAAGAGACGCGUCUCAGAACCAUCCCCUGACAGCAUUGCUGGGAGACUUAGACAGAGGCGUGCUGAAGUCUAGGUGAUGUCAUGCGUUGGCACUAGUCGAAAACGUAUGCGGCCAACCGCUACUUUUGGUGCUUGUUAAUUGUACGAAGUCCUAGCCCCAAAAAAAAAAAAAUGAAGGUGUUGAUUCUUUUUGCUAAAACGUUGUCCAGCAUCAGUGUAGCUAAGGCAUUAAAUUCCAAUUUCAGGAAAGCCUGUAAAAUGUUUGAUCAGAAAGUCAUUUGCUUUCUCUA
This is a messenger RNA of Coffea eugenioides, 1755 nucleotides long. Its product is annotated as cell division cycle-associated protein 7-like. The coding region runs from base 168 to 1538 and encodes 456 amino acids. Lineage: Eukaryota; Viridiplantae; Streptophyta; Magnoliopsida; Gentianales; Rubiaceae. The record is from RefSeq and is a predicted model, not a curated record. Gene Ontology annotation, cellular component: nucleus. The transcript has 6 exons. Gene Ontology annotation, biological process: regulation of DNA-templated transcription.